AUGAUUUUACAUUUAGUUGCUAAUAAACAACAACAACAACUACUACUACAUAGACACAUUAAUCAAGAAAAAGGAGGAGGAGGAGGAGGAGGAGGAGGAGGAGAAGGAGAAGGAGAAGAAGGAGGAGGAGGAGGAGGAGGAGGAGGAGAAGGAGAAGGAGAAGAAGGAGGAGGAGGAAGAGGGGAAGGAGAAGAAGGAGAAGAAGAAGAAGGAAGUAGAGAAGAAGAAACGUCACAAGAUGAUGAGGAAGACGAUAGCAUAUACUCGUCCUGA
This is a messenger RNA of Eimeria maxima, 273 nucleotides long. RefSeq lists its product as hypothetical. Bases 1 to 273 code for a protein of 90 amino acids. The record is from RefSeq and is a predicted model, not a curated record. NCBI's taxonomy places the organism in Eukaryota, Apicomplexa, Conoidasida, Eucoccidiorida, Eimeriidae. The transcript has 2 exons.